ACUGACACAAAUAUUAUCUGCACUACCACAUCAUCCAGUGUAAGCGGAGAUGUGUCUCUUACAGUUUAUUUUGGAAAUGUGAGCAGGAAUUCCUCUGAAAUGUUCAGAGUCACCUCUAACCCGAAUGUUACAAGGAUCUCGCCCUCAAAAAGUAUAUGCUCUGGUGGUAGACAAGUGGACAUUUUUGCGAAUAACUUUGAUGCAGUCCAAGUGAUAAAAAUUUCCGUGUCACAUAAUAAUUCAAGUUCUCCCCAAAAUAAUUGUACCUUAAGCGGAAAUGAUGGUGUGAGGUGCUAUACACCAAAAUUUCCUGGUGAGUGUCCAACGAUGUGUGAUGGUGGCCAGCCAGUGGAUAUGCAAAUCUUUUUUGAUGGCUAUACAUACAGUCAUGACAGUCAUGGUGAUAAUACCUUCAAGUAUACAACCAACCCAAAUUACUAUAUGUUCAAUAAUACAGAGCAUUACAAUCUUACAGAUGGGGCGUUAGAACUUGCCAACAGGGAGUUAAAGUUGCAGGGGGAAAAUCUGAACUGUGCCAUUGAGAAAAAUGAAGUUGAAGUUCUUGUUGGUGACAAAACUUGUGAUAUUUCAACUUUGUCUAAGAAAGUACUGAUUUGUACUACAUCACAAGAAAAAUUGUCAAAUGAUUUAGUGAGAGUACGUCAUGGUAACUUUGAUGUAAUACUUGGUAAAGUCAGUACCCCCAAAAGUACGUUAUGGAUUGGUAUUGUAGCCGGCGUUGGAUCUGUGGCCAUCAUAAUCUUUGUCGUGGUUGUCUGUCUUAAACGAAAAGAACAUAAAGCCAAAAGAAGCACUGAGCAUUUACUCAUGGAAUUGGACAGCAUGGUGGACAGUGUGAAGGAACAAGCACUUGUUGCUAUUGCGGACAUGACUCUGAAUUUGAAUGACCUAGCACAAGAUCUAGAAGGUCACGGAAUGCCUUUUAGGGGGCCAAAGGAGUACACGAUGAUGAUGAUGUUUUCUGGCUAUGACAAGAGACCAAUAGAAGCAAAUGGCAAUGAGAACGAACAAGAAAACCUAACCGAAUUCUCAAGACUUCUUUCCAAUAAGGACUUCUUAGUUGUAUUCAUUAAAGUUAUCAACAAGAGUAAAAUGUUUAGUAUCCGAGAAAAAGGAAAUUUUGCAUCUCUGCUUGCAAUUUUAAUGGUAGUUGACGACAGAUUGAACUUGAACUAUUUAACCUCUGUCCUAGAUGUGUUGCUAAGGGAUCACAUUGAUGAAAUGGUAUCAGACCGAAAAGCUAAGCAAGUGCUAAGAAGAAAUGAAGGUGUUACAGAGAAACUUCUGUCCAACUGGGUGUGUCUUUGUAUGUAUUCACACCUACAGCAACAUAACGCCCAGCCUCUAUAUCUGAUGUACCAAUCGAUCAGGUGUUAUGUAAACAAAGGUGCUGUUGAUGCGGUCACCCAUCAUUCCCAGCAUGCCCUGAGCUUAAACACACUCCUCCGUGAAGACGUUAAAUAUGAGGAAAUCACACUGGACGUGAUUUUCAAUUCCGACACAGUACGAGUUGAAGUAUUAAGUUGUGACACUGUUACUCAAGUUAAAGAAAAGAUUUUAAAUGUGUUGUGUAAGAAUAAACCUUAUUCUAAAAGGUAUCCUGCUAAAGAUGUUGAUCUAGAUUGGCAGCAUGGAAGUGCAGGUCAUCUUAUUCUACGAGAUUUGGAUAACACAUCUAUCCAGAAAGGCAACAAAAGAAAACUAAAUACUAUGGAGCAUUUUAGAGUGAGGACUGGUUACAGGGUUAAACUUGUUUCUAAGCAAGAUGAAGCAAAUGCAAGUGUCAACCAGUCAAAUGGCACACUGCGUGGGCUGGAUAACUUGGCCUACAGUGGAGCUCUUGAUCCAGAAUCAGUCAUUUAUUCUGAUGAAAUUGACUUGGAACUUGCGACCGUUUAUCAUCUAGUUGAUGAAUCGGAAGAUGCCGCGUCUGGCAGCAGAUCAAAUCAGAAAGCUUCCAAAAAGAAAGCAAUUGAUGAGUUGUUCUUCCCCAAGAUGCUUGCGACCAAGCAAACUAUUCUAAAGUAUGUACAAGACAUGUUCCAUUCCAUUUUGAAACCAGCAACUCACGAUCACAGUCCGCCAUUGGCCAUUCAGUACCUCUUUGAUCUUUUUGAUCGUGAGCAGCGGAAACACAAGGUUGGACACGAUGUCCUGAAGGCCUGGAAAAACCAAAG
Messenger RNA from Anneissia japonica, 2198 nucleotides. RefSeq names its product plexin-A2-like. Gene Ontology annotation, molecular function: semaphorin receptor activity. Gene Ontology annotation, biological process: regulation of cell migration; semaphorin-plexin signaling pathway involved in axon guidance. The record is from RefSeq and is a predicted model, not a curated record. Gene Ontology annotation, cellular component: semaphorin receptor complex. Lineage: Eukaryota; Metazoa; Echinodermata; Crinoidea; Comatulida; Comatulidae.